AAGGCAACGGGGGGGGGGGGGGAGCCUCCCUCAGAGCCAUGCAGCGUCUGGCUGGCAGACCCGCGGCAGCCGCCUCUUCCCAAUAGUUUGUCUCAAAGCCUGAGAAAGGGAAUUUAAAAGAAGAUCUUCCCCUCCCCUCUCCGUUUUUUUUUUUUUUUUUCCUUCUUCCUCGGGAGUUGGCGACUCGGCUACAGAACAUGGCAGGAGCAGCGCCAGGCCGGGCGGGUUGCGGCAUCCGCGGCUGCAGCCCGGAGCCCCCGCCCUUGUUUGCGGGAAGAGCCUAACUCGGGGCGGCGGCGCCCAGUCGGCGGGGCCCGGGGCCGAAGCGGGCAUGGACCGCGGCGGGGAGCGAGCUGGCGGCGGCCGCGUGAACGCUCGAGGCAGGAAGGAGUGAGGCAGCCGCAGGAGGAAGGCGAACGGAUCCCGCCCUCCGCUCCCCCCAGCACCCGGAUCCGGUGGCUUUUUUUUUUUUUUUUUUUUUUUUAAUUUAAUUCCUCCCCCCUCCCAUCCCUUCCCGCGGUCUUAACCCCUCCGGUUCCCUCUCCCCUCCUCUCCCUCCCUUUUCCCUUUCCCUUCUCCCUUCCCCUCCCCGGCAGCCACACCCUCCGCGCCGCUUCCUGCGAGCCGGCGGCGCGGGGCCGCCGGGGGCGGCACAUGGUGCGCAGCCGCCGCCCCUCCGGCCCUUGCGAGCCGCUCCCGGCUGCCGCUCGCCCGCCUCGGGAGCCCGGGCACGGCGGCCACCCGGGGGGCUGUGCCCUCGCCCCGACUCCCCACGGCUCCCCCGCUCCUCCGAGGUGCUCCUAAAGGAGGGAACUUCGCGCCGGGAUUCCCCCCUCCGCGGUGGAAGGCGAGGGAAGUGCAAGCAGGAGGGGGAAAAUAAUAACAGCGCUAAUAAAUUAGCCGCGCCAUGCCCGAGCGGGGCCCCGGGGGUCCCGGCGAGCGCCGAGCCGCCGCUGGAGCGUCGUAGGAGCGGAGGCUGGCGCCGGAGCGGUGCGGGAGCCCCGGCGGAGCUCGCCCCCCGCAGCAGCCUGCCCUCGCCUCCCGGCGAUUAAUGGAAUGAUGUUGCGGAAAAGGCAGAGCGAUCCUGCCGGGCUCAGUCGGGACUGCUCGGGCGGCGGAGGCAGAGGCGGUGGCAGUGGGGUAGCGAGCGGCAUGCGAGUGCCCCCCCGGCGCUAUGGCUAGCGGCGGCUCUGGCAAGUCCAGCAGCGAGGUGUCCGGCGGCGGCGGCGUCCCCAGCAGCGGCUCCGUGCAGAGGAAGAAACUCGUCUCUAUCUGCGACCACUGCAAGAUCAAGAUGCAACUGGUGGCUGAUCUGCUGCUGCUGUCGAGCGAGACCAGGCCGGUGAACACCGAGAGCUUGUCUGUCUUCGGUGAGUCCUUCGAGAAGUGCAGGGACACGAUCAUUGCCAGGACCAAAGGACUUUCCAUCUUGACCCACGACGUCCAGAGCCAGCUCAAUAUGGGACGCUUCGGGGAGGUGGGGGAAAGCCUGAUGGAGAUGGGGGAGCUGGUGGUCUCCCUGACGGAAUGCUCUGCCCACGCUGCCUACCUGGCUGCAGUGGAGACUCCGGGGGCCCAGCCUGCCAUGCCUGGCUUGGUGGAUCGCUACAAGGUGACCCGAUGUAGGCAUGAGGUGGAGCACGGCUGUGGGGUCUUGAAGACCACCCCUCUGGCAGAUAUGAGCCCUCAGCUCCUGCUGGAGGUUUCCCAGAACAUGUCCAAGAACUUGAAAUUCCUGACAGACGCCUGCGUGCUGGCCAGUGAGAAAUCCAAGGAUAAAUUUGCGAAGGAGCAGUUCAAACUCAGUGUCAAAUGUAUGAGCACCAGCGCCUCCGCCCUCUUGGCGUGUGUCAAGGAGGUCAAGACUUCACCCAGCGAGCUGACCAGGAACCGCUGCGUCUUGUUCAGUGGACCUUUGGUGCAGUCUGUCUAUGCUCUGGUGGGCUUUGCCACUGAGCCCCAGUUUUUGGGUAAAGCUGCCACCAUUAAUCCAGAGGGCAAAGCUGUGCAAACUGCUAUCCUAGGAGGAGCCAUGAGCGUGGUAUCUGCUUGUGUGCUCCUGACCCAAUGCCUCAGGGAUAUAGCCCAACACCCCGAAAGUAGCACCAAAAUGAGCGAUUACAGGGAAAGGUUGAGGAACUCAGCUUGCGCCGUCUCGGAUGGUUGCAACCUGUUAUCUCAGGCACUAAGAGAAAGAUCUUCACCCAGGACUUUACCGCCAGUGAACUCCAAUUCUGUGAAUUAACCCCCACACCUUCUGUUUAGAUCCCAGUCAUUGCUAAAGGAAAAUAAUAGCCCACCUCCUCGCCCCUUUUUUUGUAUACCAAAGAAUUUACUUGGAUGAGCCCAAUCCUUUGAUUUCAUGUGGUGAAGAAGCAGAACAGCAUAUUCAAACUAUACGUACUAACAAAGGUAGCCGGUUUUGGCUUCUUUUUAUUUUACUUUGAAGUCAAGGAAGUAUCUGCAGAUAAAUGUUCCUUUACUCAACAUGGUCUUCACACAAAUGGUAACAGCAACUGUUUAAAAGUUUUAUAUUUGGGGAGGUGGGGGUAUCUUAAAAAAAAAAAAAAAAAAAGGAGAAAAAAAUAGCUUUAAUCGCGCUGGGUGCGGUUUUUAAAGUUUGUCUUGUCUUGUCUUCCGAAAUUUCCCUUCUAAAUUUUACUGUUUGGUUGUUCAGGAAAAAGGUUACCUCAGUUCUCACUCAUUUAAAAAAUGAAAAAAAACCACCACCACAUAGAUGAUGGAUGUAGCUACUAUUUUAUUUGUUUUUGUUUUGUAUGACUUUUUUUUAUUUUGCAUCAAGUGUUAGGUUAGAAGUGCAUUUGGUGUGUAGGAGUGGAAGGACUGGAGGUUGUGAUUUUGUUUUCCAUGUGUUGAUUUCCAAACUGGGGGAAAAGCUACUGUGAGUGUUUAAACAAACAAACAAAAAAUUACACUAUAACAAAAGUGAUUUUUAAUUUUUUUUCCAAUGUCAGUUUUUAUCUUGCAUGUACUGGAGUAUUUAUUUCAUCUAUUAAAAUGUUAUGUUUCUCAGAUGUCUUUCUGUGAAUCUCUUAAUACUUGAAUAAUUGAACAACCAGGCCUGUUUGCAUUGUAUGUCAUUUUCCCCAGGGAAUGGGUGGUACAAAUGUAACUAGUUCUAGACAGCAGCAUACAGGCUUCAAUGCAGUUCUUUUAUUUUCAUAACUACUGUCCCUCCCCUGGUACCACCCCUCCUCCUUGGGAUGGACGCCUCUGAUAGAGAUACUCUUUAAUUGUAUUUGUGGAAAGCUGGAUAGUGCUGGAUGCGCUGGGGUUUCUGUAUCUGCAGUUGCUGCAGCAUGGCAUAGGCUGGCUUUGUUUGUCGUUAUUAGCAUUCUGUGUAAUCUUUGAGCAGUUUGUGUAUUUUAACUUGCAGAUGUUGUGGGCCACGUGCAUUAAGCUUGUGACUUUUCAUUUUAAUUUAUUAAGGACUUCUUGAAAAACUUUACCCUGUCGGAUAGCCCAGCUUAUUCUUUGUGUCCGCUUAGGAGCGUGAAGGCGUGCUGGACUGGGCACUCUGAUUUACUCAGAGGUUUGUGUUGGAGCUCCGCAGUACAGGUUUCUGUCAAAGCACAUGGAGUGUGAUGUUGCAGAUACUGUGAAAAGUUAGCUAACUUUGAGGCCCAGUUCAGCUCCAGUCGAAUUCCUUGGGAGCUGUGAGGGGACCUAAGGGAACACCACAGUAGUUCCCGUAACUCCAGGGAUUUUUUUCAGCCUGAUCUUGGUGGACUUGUGGGGUCCAUUGCCUUCUAUAUGUUCCAUGAAAGGUAAACAAGAAAAGCAAGUCUUUUGGCAAGGAGGCCUCAUUUGUCUGCACAGCUACAUUGCAUAACUGUAUUUUUUUCUUACAGGUCUGCAAAUCGAACACUGUUGAAAGCUAUUGGAAAAUGUACCUAAAAAUGUUGUUGCUGUGUUUUAAACCCUUACUGUACAACCAUUGUCCUAUCUGUUUCUUUGAAGAAGUGAGUCUUCUGGUUGUGGAUAUAGAACAGUCCCAGAGUAGUGAAAGGCCUUCCUUUUAUAGCGUUAUUGUUUGUCUUGCAUAUGGUGCUUUUACUUAAUUUCAAACAUGAGUAAAACAUGACUGUGUAGUGCACAAAUACAUCCUGUCAAAGGAGGUCCAAGCUAUGUAUCUGUAUCUUCAGGGUCAGAAAAGAAGAUCAGUAUAGUAGACCCCACUUGUUUAUUCUUAGGUCCGUUUAUUCUUUUUACUUCAGUGAAUUGUACAAUUAGCACUUUUCUUUGUGAAAAAUCCAUCCAAGCUACGUUCCCCUGGGUAUGGUUUUUUCACUACAUCUCUGCUGCAAUAUAACACUAUCAGUACAUGCUGCAGAGGACGCAGUAGGGUAUAAAAGUUCUCUCACUUUUAUGUAUAGAUAUAGACAGAUGCAUGAGUAUUUUUAUAUAUGUGUAUACCCACACAGGUACAGACAGAUACUGUUCUAACUUUGACUUAGAUGAUCCUGUUUGCUGGGCUAUCCAGUGGAAGAAACCUCCACAAGUAUUUCCUCAGAGACUUGUGUGUGCAUGCACUCACGUUUUCCUAGCUGGAUGGCAGGAACAGCUGUAGGGCUCCCAAGGGAUUCGCAGGAAGCCAAGGCCAUCUACAGGGAGGUCCUGUACCUCUUACGUGCUUGCGGCUGUCUGCUCAGCUCUCCUUUGUAUCUCUUCUAGCAUGUCUCCAUGGAAGCCGAGAUGCUGCCCCAGUCCGCCCUUCCUUCUCUUCCGCAGUUGCACUUGAGGGGAAGGAGGAAAAAGGGGUUGUAUCAAACAUAAUGCUUUCAGGACGUGCUAUCUUCUGCGGCUGUGGAAAGGAGGUGAGGAACUGGCUCCACCCUUCCUCUGCAUAGAUCCUAGGUGGUGCAGGAGUUCGUGCGGGACAUGGGGAGACGGUGCUGUCCAUUGCCCGGCUCUAGCCCGUUGGAGUCACCGCGACCUACAUUUGCGAGCCCUGCUUCCAGAUACAGACCAGAGGAUUCCGAAGGGCAGCUCUGCAGCAUCUCUGACAGAAAAAAAAAGUCCCACCGGCUCUUUUGAUGUUUCUACUUGAUAAUUUUUGGCACUGCUGAACUAAUUAGAUUCUUUUUGAUUCAUUUAUACAUUAUUAAUGAGGUUAUAUGGAUCACAGUGCAGCCUCCUUAUUACCUCUGUGUAUGAAGGGUAAUAUAUUAUUAAUGAUAGCACCAAUUCUGUUGUGGUUCAGUACAAUUCCAGUUUUUAACAAGGAUACUGCAGAUUCCUCCCUCUUUCUGAUAAUAUUUUGAAGUAUAUAAGUACAUACCUUCAUCGUUUCUUUCCACAGUAGAACUUCCACUGAUAGCAAAGGUAGCCAUGCACUCCUCUGGCCUCAGCUCAAGGGAUUAUCUGUCAAAAUCUGUACUGUAUGUAUUAUGAACCUAGCAAAGUUCAAAAAAAGGGCUUUUGAUACAAACAGCUGUUUAUAUGCACUCUGAGUAAACGGUUAACAGGAAAAUUAUUUAUAAAGACGAUGUACAUUGUGAUAAUUGCUUUGGAAUGUAUUCCUAUAGAAUAUUAAUUCUGAUAUAAGGUUAUUUCACUGGGUAUAUUUGUAUUGUUCUUUUACUUUGUAUUUUCUGGGACAGAAAAAAUAUACCUAAUGGACUUGUUUUCAGGUUGCAGUUUCAGGCUGCAUAAUGGUCACUGAUUAUCACUUGGCUUCAUACUUGAGGUCCAUGUUGCCCAAAUGCUUACACCAUUUGGGUAAACAGGUCAUGUCACUAUUUCAACAUAGGGUUAGACAAGCAUUAGACCUGUUUUUUGAACAGGAACCUUCCAGAGAGAACCUUGGUUCCAAAGUUUCUCUCACGGAUGAGGGAAAACUUAGUAUUUCAGGCUGCUUAUGUCACACACAUCAUGGAUCUAUUCUAAUAGUGUAUUUAAUAAAAGGGUUAACUUAUUUCUAAGUACAUUAUGCAAUGCAUGUUUGUAGCCAAAAAUAACACUAUCCCCACCAAAAGAGAAUUAAGCUCCUUUUUUUAAAUGUGAGAAUUUUUAACAGGGUAGAAGCUGCCACUUUUGCAUUGCUUGUGAAUUUGAUACUACCUUUUGGUUGCUUCAUCACCAUAAUGAAGUUCUGUAUUGAUUAAAUAUAGCAGUUGAUUGCAGAAUUUGACAGAGCAAUGUGUUUUCUGAUUCUAAAAAAAAAAAAAAAGUAAAGUUAAAAGCUCUGUAAGACAACCAAUAAACUAGCAGCAAAACGCUAUUGAAAAGCAAGUAUGCUAUUUAAGGGAAUUUGCAAAUGUAAAUCCUUGUUAUUUUUCAAAACUAAGAAAAAAAAGACCAUGGGUCAGAUAAUUCCCUUCACUUUUUUACCACAGGAAAUGAUCAAAGUAGCAGAAAAUCUGCUCUUUUUGGCCAAACUUCUGUCAGAGACAGAAGGGGU
Molecule: messenger RNA, 6424 nt
Organism: Cygnus atratus (black swan)
Lineage: Eukaryota; Metazoa; Chordata; Aves; Anseriformes; Anatidae
Gene: TLNRD1
Product: talin rod domain containing 1
Exons: 1
Coding region: 1175-2245 (356 amino acids)
Molecular function (GO): actin binding
Source: RefSeq, a predicted model, not a curated record